Protopolystoma xenopodis is the source of this 693-nucleotide messenger RNA. Lineage: Eukaryota; Metazoa; Platyhelminthes; Monogenea; Polystomatidea; Polystomatidae. The record is from the annotation of a GenBank genome assembly.
AUGAUACCUUGCUCUGAUGAUGUUGGUCAUGUGACGGACGAAAGCUUAUCACCUUUUCAACGGAAUCGAAGCAGAUUGCCUCGGAAACAGCGUCCGCGUGAAUCUUCGAAUCUCUUCACCCAACACUUACUCGAAAUGGACAAGAACGCUCCUCCUCUUGUCGGAUCCGCUUUCACCUGCGUUUUUCCCACUCUGCCUCAGCCCAGCCUUCGGCUCUUGCCUACCGCCUCUCGGACUGGAUGCACUUCUGCGAAUGGCAUCGUUUGCCCUUCUCCCAGCCAGCAACUCGUCCACCCUAGCAACAGGUCCGUCACCAACACGGACGCACUCUUGGGCUCCAGAAAGUGUGUAAACAGAACAAACGCUGUCGUCGAACCAACUUAUCCGGCAACCUCUCCGUACGCCAGCGGGUUCGCCGCCUUACCCUCCAGCUCUUCUUCCUCGUUUGACGGACAACUCGAUUCGACCGGAACUCGACCAGUCACUUCCUCCUUUGCACACUCCAUCGCCUCCCAAGCCCCGGCCGGCAACAAUGAGUCUGCCAUGCCAACUGAUUCACCAGACUGUCGCUAUGCCGAUCUGCUGUUGUGCUUCUUCUGUGGACGAUACCAUACGCCUACAGAACCGCAUCUUUACGCGUACAGCCAGCCGGUAGAUGCAGAUCUUCUCUGCAGAGUAGGUCAUCCAGCCUGA